Nannospalax galili (Upper Galilee mountains blind mole rat) is the source of this 818-nucleotide messenger RNA. Its product is annotated as E3 ubiquitin-protein ligase parkin. Gene Ontology annotation, cellular component: Golgi apparatus; cytoplasm; cytosol. Gene Ontology annotation, molecular function: ubiquitin protein ligase activity; zinc ion binding; ubiquitin conjugating enzyme binding. Gene Ontology annotation, biological process: negative regulation of protein phosphorylation; positive regulation of proteasomal ubiquitin-dependent protein catabolic process; regulation of mitochondrion organization. The transcript has 7 exons. The record is from RefSeq and is a predicted model, not a curated record. The coding region runs from base 355 to 774 and encodes 139 amino acids. NCBI's taxonomy places the organism in Eukaryota, Metazoa, Chordata, Mammalia, Rodentia, Spalacidae.
UUCUUUAAAUGUGGAGCACACCCGACCUCCGACAAGGACACGUCAGUGGCUUUGAACCUGAUCACAAGCAACAGUCGCAACAUCACCUGUAUUACGUGCACAGAUGUCAGGAGCCCUGUCCUGGUUUUCCAGUGCAACCAUCGCCAUGUGAUUUGCUUGGACUGCUUCCACUUGUACUGUGUGACAAGACUCAACGAUCGGCAGUUUGUCCACGAUGUGCAGCUUGGCUAUUCUCUGCCCUGUGUGGCUGGCUGUCCCAACUCCUUGAUUAAAGAGCUUCAUCACUUCAGGAUUCUUGGAGAAGAGCAGUACAACAGGUACCAGCAGUACGGUGCUGAGGAGUGUGUGCUGCAGAUGGGGGGCGUGCUGUGCCCCCGUCCUGGCUGUGGAGCUGGGCUGCUGCCUGAACAGGGCCAGAGGAAAGUCAUCUGUGAAGCGGACAAUGGCCUGGGCUGUGGGUUCAUCUUCUGCCGGGAUUGCAAGGAAGCAUACCACGAAGGCGAAUGCAGCUCCCUGUUUGAAGCCUCGGGGGCUGCUGCUCAGGCCUACAGAGUAGACGAAAAAGCCGAAGAGCAAGCUCGUUGGGAAGAGGCCUCCAAGGAGACCAUCAAGAAAACCACCAAGCCUUGUCCUCGAUGCAAUGUGCCAGUUGAAAAAAAUGGAGGAUGCAUGCACAUGAAGUGUCCACAGCCACAGUGCAGGCUCGAAUGGUGCUGGAACUGCGGCUUAGAGUGGAACCGCACCUGCAUGGGUGACCACUGGUUUGACGUGUAGAGGGCCGGCACUGGCACCGGGCACUGGCCCUUGGCCAUGCCAUC